AUGCUAUACUCUAGUCCAGCGGCUACCUCAGAGGACGGUUCGCUGUCGUUCACGCUGGACUCUGGAGCCUCUCACUGCUUCUUUCGUGACAGCACGACACUUACGCCUCUUCCUGCGCCUGUUUCUGUGGCGCUGGCUGAUCCCACUUCGGGACCAGUCACCGCGCGUCACACUACCACCUUGCCGUGUCCGGCUGCUCCUUCUGGGUCUCUCACUGGGUUUCACGUCCCCUCGUUCUCCCGGAACUUGGUGGGCGUGCGACCCCUCGUGAGUCAGCACGUGGGUGUGUGGUUUGAGCCUUCUGGAGAGACUGCGGUGUGUGUUGACGGGGACUCUUACCAGCCCCUCGCCACUUUUGCUGCUGAGCCGGGCUCCGGUCUCUACACUCUUCACACUCGCCCGCGCGCUCAGCAGCGACUGCAGCAGCAGCAGCAGCCGCAGCAGCCGCAGCAGCAGCAGCAGCAGCAGCAGCGGCAGCAGCCGCAGCCGCAGCCACAGCGGCCGCCGUCGCAGCAGCCACUCCUCCCAGUUCCUGUCCCUCCCCCUAGUCUCCUCCCUGCGUCUCACCAGGUGGUUCCGUCCCCUCAGGUUGUCGCGUCCAGUCCAGUCGCUGCGUCUUGCUCCUGUCGGUCGCUUGCCCACCCCACCGUUCUGUGGCACCACCGGAUGGGACACCCUUCUCUUCCACGUCUGCGUGCUAUGUCUAGUCAGCGUCUAGUCUUAGGUCUCCCGCGUGUCUUGCCGUCGCUGCCGCCGUCCCUUGCACCACCGUGCGGUCCUUGCGUCGAGGGUAGGCUGCGUGCCACCCCUCACUCCUCCUCCCUUCGUCCGGCCACCGAGCCUUUUGAGACGCUGCACUUGGACGUCUGGGGCCCCUCUCCUCGCCCUGGCCCUGAGCGUGAGCGUUUCUUUUUGGUGGUCGUUGACGACUACUCCCGCUACACCACAGUGUUCCCCCUGGCGAGGAAGUCUGAGGUGACUUCUACGCUCAUCAGGUGGUUGCUCACCACCCAGGACACUCGUGGUCGUCGUGUCAGCUGUCUCCACUCCGACCGCGGGGGCGAGUUUCGCUCCGGCAUUCUCGCUGGAUUCUGUCGCGAACAGGGCAUUCGUCAGUCCUGGACGCUUCCGGAGUCCCCACAGCAGAAUGGGGUUGCUGAGCGUCGCAUAGGCCUGGUCAUGGAGAUUGCCCGCACCUCCUUGACUCACGCCCGUGCCCCCCAUUUCCUGUGGCCAUACGCAGUCAGGUACGCCGCGCACCAGCUGAACCUCUGGCCACGCGUCUCUCGGCCGGAGGCUUCACCGACCAGUCUUUGGACAGGGUCCCCUGGUGUCGCGUCGAGGUUUCGUGUCUGGGGGUGCUUGGCUCUUGUCCGCGACACCUCCGCGGACAAGCUCUCGCCUCGCGCCGUUCCUUGUGUCUUCCUUGGUUUCCCUGAGGACUCCUCUGACUUCACCUUUUACCACCCUCCCUCUCACCGGUUCUUUGACUCCCGUGACGUCCGUUUCGAGGAGUCCACCCCGUACUACGUCAGGUACCCCAGUCGAGGUCUCCCGGUUCCUCCUCCCCCCCUCUUCCUGACAGCCGCUCCCCCUCCCCCCCCUCCCCCCCCUGGUCCAGCCCCGUCUGGUGUGUCUCAGGCUAGCCCUCCCCCUUCGGUAGCCCCCCCUGUACAGCCUCCCUCCCCACAGUCUUCCUCACCGCCUCCUGUAGGUGCUCCCUCUCGGGAGGUUGGUCCUACGACUGUCCCUGUACAGGUCUCUGGUUCUGGGGGUGCUGGAGUUGGAGCUGAGCCGCGGGUUGCAGAGGACUCUUCUCCUCCGGGGGCUGGUACUGGUCGUGCGGAGUCUGGGGGUGCUGGUGCUGCGUCUGGGGGUGAGGGUGUUCCUUCGGUUUCUGGAGAGCCUGGGUCUGGAGCUGGUGUUGGUGCUGCCUCUGGGGGUGGUGUGCCUGGUGCUUCGGAGGUUCCAGGCUCGUGUUCGUCGUGCUCGUGA
Messenger RNA from Closterium sp. Yama58-4, 1995 nucleotides. NCBI's taxonomy places the organism in Eukaryota, Viridiplantae, Streptophyta, Zygnematophyceae, Desmidiales, Closteriaceae. The record is from the annotation of a GenBank genome assembly.